AAUUGCCAUGGCAGGUGGUAGAGAGGCAGAUUUGCUGUGUAAUAAUGCGUCAGUGUUAACGCUUCAAGUGUAUCUUAUUAUGAUGUGCUUUUGUACAUGUAGGUGUGAACAUAUUCUGUCGGAAAACACGUCCCCAGGAUGCGGGUAUCACGGACUACUUACAGCUGAUGUCAAGUUUAUAACAGUAGUUUUCGACCAUGAGUCAGAACAACAGGCAUGUGAAGCCUCGCGGUACAUCAAUAGUCACGGAGUGCAAGUUAUUCUUCUGGAUGUGGCUUCCAUGUAUAUCCACCUAGCCGACCGGGUCACACAGCUGUUGGAGGGGGAAAACUUACUGGCGAUGAGGAACAGCUUGACCUUUCUUGUUCUCCUGCACGAGUACCCGAUGGAGAAAGUAAUACAAGAGAUUCAAUAUGUGGAUGAGAAGUUUGGUAUGAAUACAACCCUAAGUCGCCUAUCACGGUGGCUCUUUCUUUUGUCGCAGCAUCUCUCAAUAGCCUCAAAUGAUAGUGUAAACCUGAACAACAUUGCUGUUUCUGUGAGCCCCGGCCUCAAAUGUGAAGAGGAAGUAAACAUUCUGAAAUCCACGCCACAAGGAACGUUCUGGGAAAAAGCUGUGAUGAAACCAGGCGAUUAUAUUUUUAAGAACAUUAAAUAUGAUCUUAAUGGACAAACUCUCUCAGUGCUUGCCAUGGAGUGGGGCCCUUUUACAAAAGAAAAUAUAAGCAAUGGAAGCAUUGAUAUUACAGGGAUAUGCAGGGAUGUUCUAGAUGUCCUAGCUAAACACAUGCAUUUCAGUUUUAGGUUCGUUCAACCAGCCGACAGGUCGUGGGGAGCAUUACAACCUGACGGGAACUGGACGGGUGUUGUGGGCAUGCUGCAGAGAAGGGAGGCGGAUCUAUGCAUUUCGCCAUACAGUCCCAACGAGGCCAGAAUGAAAGUUAUGUCUUUUGGCUACCUUUUCAAUUAUGAAGACGCAGUUGUUGUUUACAAGAGUAAGAUGAAGUCAGGAUCGGAAUGGAGAAUUCUUAAAAACUGCUUCAAGACAAACGUGUACCUAUACGGACUGAUCGCUGCUAUAGUUGUGUAUCUGAUAUUUGUUGUUUCUGAAUCGGCAUAUAUCUUCUAUACGGAGAGUAAAUCCAAGCCAACAAUUUGGGCUACUUUGAAUCAAAUGAUGCUGGAAUGUAUAGCUGUGCCCCUCCGUCAAGGUAUUCCCCACUUACCGAGCUCGACGUCAGGUAGACUGGUACUGGUCUUCUGGUGCGUGUACGCCAUGAUUAUGACGUCCAUCUACAUUGGAAGUCUUGUCGCAAUACUAUCAACCAAUAAUGACGAAGUCCCAUUCAAAACACUUAAAGAACUGGCAGCAAAUAAAGACUUUGGGGUUGACAUUGAAGAUGGCAGCGUUCUGAAGCACAUUAUGAAGACGUCUUCUAAUCCAGAUUUUCAAGCAAUAUGGAAGAAGAUAUCAGUAUCAAAAGCAGCUGAUGCCAAUGAAUCUUCACACCAAAAGUGGACGCGCCAAAGGAACAAACUUUACAGUGGCGGCUUUGCCCUGAUAUCGUCAAGAGCCAAUGUUGAUUUCUUCAUGAGUGAGCACUGCGGGCUGCACAUCAUGGAUGAAGGAAUCUUUCCCUUGUUCUCAAGCUUUGUAUUCCCUCGUCAUUCUCCACUAGCACUGAUGAUGUCACACAGAAUCCAAACACUGGUUGAAGCGGGUCUUAUACCACUAUGGAAUAAGAAAUGGGCACCACAGAAGAAGAGUUGUGUAACUGACUCCAAAACAAAGCCUAUUGCAGUGUCAGACCUGUUGUCAGCGUUUAUCGUUUGCGGGGCUGGUUUGGGCAUGUCCCUUAUGUGUCUCAUCCUGGAGAAAGUUUUUCAAAAGUACGGAGAACGCUACUUCUGAAAUGUGUAUCGUGAAUGUAGACAAUGCUUGGACACAUUUUUAGGUCAUAUGACUUUUCGUUGUUUGUUAUCUUUUGAGAAAGCUUCAUAAUCAAUUUAC
This is a messenger RNA of Haliotis rufescens (red abalone), 2011 nucleotides long. Its product is annotated as probable glutamate receptor. Gene Ontology annotation, molecular function: glutamate-gated receptor activity. Lineage: Eukaryota; Metazoa; Mollusca; Gastropoda; Lepetellida; Haliotidae. The transcript is spliced from 10 exons. The record is from RefSeq and is a predicted model, not a curated record. The coding region runs from base 8 to 1912 and encodes 634 amino acids. Gene Ontology annotation, cellular component: membrane.